Cyprinodon tularosa is the source of this 2254-nucleotide messenger RNA. RefSeq names its product calcium/calmodulin-dependent protein kinase 1Da (gene camk1da). Gene Ontology annotation, biological process: peptidyl-serine phosphorylation. NCBI's taxonomy places the organism in Eukaryota, Metazoa, Chordata, Actinopteri, Cyprinodontiformes, Cyprinodontidae. Gene Ontology annotation, cellular component: intracellular anatomical structure; cytoplasm. Gene Ontology annotation, molecular function: calcium/calmodulin-dependent protein kinase activity; ATP binding; calmodulin binding. The coding region runs from base 203 to 1498 and encodes 431 amino acids. The record is from RefSeq and is a predicted model, not a curated record. The transcript is spliced from 11 exons.
ACCUGCAGUAGGGCUCACAUGGUCCUGCUGCAGCGGAUCAUUCAGCACCGGAGCGGUCCACCUCCUCUAACACCCAACUUAUCCCUCCUUUUUUCCUUUUUACAUGUUCUAUUUUUUUUAUAUUCUAUUGCUGUGUCUUUAUCGGAAAUAAAAGCCUUUCCUGCGGUCUCAGCCAGACUUGGGGCCCCGGUGGAAAAGCGUCAUGGCCCGGGAGAACGGAGACACCGGCGGCAGCGGAGAGACGUGGAAGAAACAGGUCGAUGACAUCAAGAAGAUCUUUGAUUUCAAAGAAGUCCUGGGAACAGGGGCGUUUUCAGAGGUGGUCCUGGCCCAGGAGAAGCUGAGCGGCCGCAUGUUCGCCGUCAAAUGCAUCCCCAAGAAGGCUCUGAAGGGGAAGGAGAGCAGCAUCGAGAACGAGAUAGCUGUGCUGAGGAGGAUCAAGCAUGAAAACAUCGUGGCUCUGGAGGACAUCUAUGAGAGUCCGGACCACCUCUACCUGAUCAUGCAGCUGGUGUCUGGUGGAGAGCUGUUUGACCGAAUCGUGGAAAAAGGAUUUUACACGGAGAAGGAUGCGAGCACGCUGAUCCGACAGGUCCUGGAUGCUGUGAAUUACCUGCACAAGUUGGGGAUUGUGCACCGAGACUUGAAGCCUGAGAAUUUGCUGUAUUUUAAUCCACAAGACGAAUCCAAGAUCAUGAUCAGUGACUUUGGUCUGUCCAAGAUGGAGGGCAGUGGGGACGUCAUGUCCACAGCCUGUGGGACGCCAGGAUACGUUGCUCCAGAGGUUCUGGCACAGAAGCCGUACAGCAAGGCAGUGGACUGCUGGUCCAUUGGGGUGAUCGCCUACAUUCUGCUGUGUGGUUAUCCUCCAUUUUAUGACGAAAACGAUUCCAAGCUGUUUGAGCAGAUCCUUAAAGCUGACUAUGAGUUUGAUGCACCGUACUGGGACGACAUAUCAGACUCAGCCAAGGACUUCAUCAGCUGUCUGAUGGAGAAAGAUCCGGCCCGCAGGUUUACCUGUGACCAGGCUCUCAGACAUCCCUGGAUUGCUGGGGACACAGCGCUGUGCAAGAACAUCCACGAGUCAGUCAGCCGGCAGAUCAAAAAGAACUUUGCCAAGAGCAAAUGGAGGCAAGCAUUUAACGCUACUGCCGUAGUGCGGCAUAUGAGGCGACUGCAGCUUGGCAGCAGCAGCAUGGGCAGCAGCAUGGAUGCGUCCAACCCCAGGCAGACGCAGAGACCGGCCCAAACCCAGAGCCAGUCGGGCCAGAACUCGACCACUCAGAGCCAAAACAGCGACCAGGCGGCGCAAAGCCAGGGCCCUGCUAAGAACCCCCCCACAGAUAACAACGUAGCUGCUCCGCGCAAAGAAUGUCUCCCUGCACCCGUCACCCCCUGCAGCCUGGCAUCUGCAGCCUCUUCCCCCGCUGCAGGGACGGAGCUGAACCGCCCCCACCCCUCAGCGGUGCCCGCCCCGAUGAUGACAGAGACCAAGUGACGCCAGGUCCCGCGGGGCACCAGCUGGGAGGCCACAGCGCUGUGAGGCCGAGAGAGAGAGUCCAAAAAGGGGAGAUCCUACUCUCCGUAGUUCUUUCCUUCUCUUAGACGUGCCGCCCACCUAGUUCCCCGCCCUGCUCGAAGGAGAGCAGAGGACAUCACUACCACCCUCCCCCUGAAACCCUUUACGAUUCAAGCCACCAUUGCCAUACUUUGCCCCCAUCAGGACGGCUUGCAGGAUUCUUCUUGUAGAAACGAAGCAUCCAGUGACUCACUGAGGAGGUUUGCAUGGUCCACUGCUCUGUGCUUUACGCUGCAACUGGGGUCAUGAUGGCGUCAAUAUUAUUCAGUGUCGGUCAACUUCCCUAUGGAAUCUGGGCUAUUCUUUUUAAUUUAAUUACCUUUUUUUUUACUGUUGACUGUUUGCAACCGGAUUUUUUCAUUCUUUAUUCUUCCUGUUAAUUUUAACGGUGGCAUUUGUACCUUUUAGUAGACAGAGCAUUGUCAAAAGGAUAUUUAUUGCCACUUUGAUAUAAUUACUGUAAAUAAGCCAUAACUGAGUUAAAUGACAAGGAGUCAUUUACUUCAUUUUAAGUUAAGAUGUUGUUCUGUAGGUGUUUUUCCAAAAUAAUGCCUCAUUUCCCGUAAUUCCAUCGUCUCAAUCCACCAUCUCUAUGUUUCAGAGGCAAGAGGUGCAAACUUGCUGCAAGUACAUAAAUGUGCUACAAACGCAAAAAAAAAGAGUGUAUCGUGCAAA